This is a messenger RNA of Cinclus cinclus, 5241 nucleotides long. It is a transcript of the gene CRYBG1, whose product is annotated as crystallin beta-gamma domain containing 1. The record is from RefSeq and is a predicted model, not a curated record. Lineage: Eukaryota; Metazoa; Chordata; Aves; Passeriformes; Cinclidae. The coding region runs from base 736 to 5241 and encodes 1501 amino acids. The transcript is spliced from 21 exons.
ACCUCGCACCUUCCAGAUUCUUCCAGAGAAGAAAAUAAAAAGAAACCCGUUUUGGAAAGACUUGGAAACUUGUUUGGUACAGGGAAGAGGAAAAACGUCAAAAGUUCACUAGAGCACGCUUCACAUCAUAAGGGUGAGAGGUCAGGUUCUCCUCACAGGGCACAGGCAGUGUACUGUAGGCACUUCAGAGAAGGACACGAAGCUCCUCAAGUACAGAAACAAGUGAGAAACGUAAGUGCCCUUUCUGAGGCACAGGAAUAUAAUUUCAGUGGGGAAGUAAGACCGCUGUAUCACGACACGAUUUCAGAAUGGAGUAGUAGGGGAGUCUCUUCUGACAGUGAGUGGUCAGCAGAUUGGAGCGGCAGCAGUGAAACCAUUAAAAACUCUUUCUGUGAGAGCAGCCUGAAUGUGGAAACUCUGGGGUUGGAGAAAGAAUCCGUCACAGAUAUAAAUAAUUCCACAACUCCAGAUUUCAUACAGAGCUUGAGAAAUUUGUCUAGUGAAGACUUAGAAAAGAGUAUCUUAAGUCACAAACAGCUUGUGAACACGUGGGUGUCUGAGGAGCCUGGGCAUGCAAAACCAAAGGAUUUGCCAUACGAGUUGGAAUCUGCAGCGAGUGAUCACGCAUGUUCUGCUAGAGUAUUAACGGUUGAUAUCUAUCUAAGAAAAACAGACGAACUCCUUAAUGAACCUGUGAGUCUCAUAUCAGAAGAAAAUUGCAGUGAUUUGGACACAAUGGAUAAAAAAUCUGCUAGUAAAAGAUCUGGAAAACGGAGAAAGUCUCAGUCAUCUAGUGACAUUGCAAAUGGAGAGAAAAACCAGACUGAGAAUACUGCAAGAGAAGAAUCUGUUUUUGAGGAUGAUGCCCAUUCUGAGGUGUUUUCAGACAAGAUAAUAAACCCUGAACGAAAAGUGAGGUCUCUUCAACAGACUCCUGAAAGGAAUUCCUCUUCCUCAGGUAAUAAUCAGGACCUAAAAGUCGGAUCUGCUCACAAAGGGGCAUCUAAAGCUGAAGCUGACAAGGGCAAGCAGCAGAUCUCAAACACAACCUCUGCAAGGAGAAGAUCAUAUAAAAAGAAUCAGUCAGAUGCUGUACCCAUUUCCCCUACUGGUUUGAAGGGUCAGGUGAAAGAUUACUCUUCAAAAAGGCAACCUUUAGCAUCACCAGACACUAACCCAGUAACAAAAAGAACUUCAGUGGAAAAGGGAGCUAUACCUGUGGCUUUUGGGGAAGACGGUUUGGAGUCUCCCAAAACUUCUUUGGCUGCUAAGACAGAAGACAAUGCCUUGGUGUUUGCUGAAGGCAGAAAUGACACCAAGGCAGCAAAGCAUGGUAAUGGUCCAGAUGGAAGAGCUUUCUUGCAUACUGAUGGGAUUAAAAAUGGAGACUUGUGUCUGUCAGCUGAAAGACAGACAAAUUCUGAUUUAGAUACCUUGAAGGUGAAGAGUUUGGAUUCUUCCAGAACAGUCACGACAAAGAUUAGCCUUCCAGCCAAACCGAAGAACAUAGAGCUGAAUUUUAAAACACCUAUGAACCAAGACAGUUUAGAAAGUGAGCAGGAGACACUUGAAAAACCAGUCAAUAAAACUAACAGCAACAUAGCCAACAAAAUUUCCUUGUUUGAAAACAAGUGUGCUAACCAGAGCCAGAGGCCUACUGACAUCCCUGCUUCAAAAAAUAGUGCUGUACCAAGCACAUUUGUUGGUAGAGCAAAGCUUAAAUUUGGAAAACAACCUAAAGAAAAUGAGCAGCCUGAUAAAACACUAAAUAAGCAAAGCAGUCGCCAGAAGCUAUUUGAGAAUGGCACCCUGGAGAAAGAAAGCACUGCAGAGUUAAAAGGCAAAAAUGAAGAAAGCUUUGCAUCCUACGAGGAUAUUGGGAAGACAACAGAACUUAAGGUGAAAGCUGCCAUAUCCCUUUUUAACCAAAGCAGCAAAAGUGAUGUUGGUGGUGUCUCUCUGAAGCAACCAGAACCAGAUUUAACCACAGCAAAGAAAGGAAGUUCACCUUUUAAACUGCCUUUGCACUCACCUGUUAAAAGUGAAAAUGCUCAAGAUCCUUUCUAUCAAAGAAAUUAUAUGAGCUCAGAAUUCCACAGAAACGAAGAAAAAGUGCUGCCAAACACAGAGAUAUUAUCACCUUGCAGUAAUGAUAAAUAUCCUCUACCAUCUCAUGAGGUUUCCAGAUCAGAAUUUAAGAAUAUGGAAAAUGGCGAUAAAAAGGUGAAGCCAGGAGAUUUGGACUUUGCAGCACUGCAGUAUGAUGACAGCAGUCAAGACAGUAUAUUGGAAUCAGAGCACAACACCAAUACACAAAAGAGCCCAGGCAAAACCUGUAAUGGAUCUACUGAAGAUGACAGCAUUUUUGAUUCCCCAUCUGACAUGAAGAAGUUUGCUGAAACUAUAAAAAACUUAGACAGCUCAGUUUGUUUACCCCAGAAAAAGAAGAGGUCAAAGCUUCCGAAGUCUCCGGCACCCCACUUUGCAAUGCCUCCCAUUCAUGAAGACAACUUAGAAAAAGUAUUUGAUCCUAGCGUGUUUACUUUUGGUUUAGGACUGAGGAGGGAAAAAACACAGGAUCUGUUACCAGCACAACAAAUUAAAAUGCAAAGCCUGGAAACAAUAGCCAGAGUCAGGCCCAAGCGUGCAUCAACAGAGCAAAGUAUCAUAUUCAAAGCUCUGCAGUCAUGUAGAGAGGAACCUGCUUUUCCUCAUGAAAUAAAUGGGAAAGAGAACAUUGAUUGUACAGAUGGUGAAAUUAAGAGAUCACGACUUGAAAAAAGCUCUCUCUUCUCAAGCUUGCUGUCUUCUAAAGAAAAGUUUUUUAGCUCUUCUGUCACUUCAGUAAAUAACACAACAGCUUUUGCAACUGACUCCUCAGGGAUGCCUCCUUUACAACAGGAUGUUUCUGGGCCAUUCAUCAUGCCUCAAAAAUCUGAGUCUCUUUCAGAUAUGAAGUUUCCAAGUUUUGUGGAGAAGUACCUGCAAGCAGAUAGUGCAAAAAAAGAGCUAAGUUUACAAAUGCCCAGCUACGGCAACCCUGAGAAAAGUUUUUCGAGCUGGUUAGGAACAAGCAGAUAUGAAUCAAAUGUCCCCCCUGCUUUAUUGGAUGUGGAUACACUUCCAAGAAGUGGACAAAGUAAAAUCAAUCCCAGACCUGGCAAGCUGGUGAUAUACUGUGACUCAGACUGUCAAAAACCUGGCAUUGAAGUUUUCCAUGAUGUUCCAGAUUGCAGUUCUUGGGUACUGUCACCAACAAUUUUAGUUAAAGUCAUCAGAGGAUGCUGGAUACUCUAUGAGAAACCAAAUUUUGAAGGCCCCUCUAUUCCAUUGGAAGAAGGAGAGUUGGAACUCACAGAUAUUUGGGGUGCAGGUACUUCUGAAGAGCAAAGUGACUGCAAGUCUCAAAAGCCUGCAGUGAUUGGUUCAAUCAAACAUGUUGUUAAGGAUUACAGGGUUUGUCGAAUUGAUUUGUAUACAGAGCCUGAAGGCUUAGGAAUCGUGACUUCCUUUUUUGAUGACACUGAAGAAACGGGAGUGUUUGGAACCACUCAGAAGACUUGUUCUAUUAAAGUACAUUGGGGCAUAUGGCUUCUUUAUGAAGAGCCUGGUUUCCAGGGAGUCCCUUUAAUGUUGGAGCCUGGUGAAUAUCCUAAUUUAUUAUUCUGGGAGAAGAAGGAAGCCUACAUUAGGUCCAUGAGACCCUUGAAAAUGGGUGGUCGCAAAGUUGAAUUCAGUGGGGAGCCAAAGGUAAUUGUUUAUGAGAAGCCUUUCUUUGAAGGAAGAGAGGUGGAAAUAGAAUCAGAGAUCUUCAUGCUUGAUGACAAGGAAUCAGAAGAUAAGACAAGACUUCCACUUACAUCAGUGGGAUCCAUGAAAGUGCUGGGAGGAGUUUGGGUUGCUUACGAGAAGCCUGGGUUUGAAGGCCAUCAGUACUUGCUGGAAGAAGGAGCAUAUCGGGAUUGGACAGACUGGGGUGGCUACGAUGAGGAGGUGCAGUCCCUGCGACCAGUUGUCGGUGACUUCACAAGCUCCCAUAUGAUUAUGUACAGUGAAAAAGACUUUGGAUCAAAGGGUUCCAAUAUCAAUGUGUUAGGUAUCAUUUCCAAUUUGAAAGACACUGGAUAUGGACUGAGGACACAGUCUAUAAAUGUGCUAAGUGGCGUAUGGGUGGCUUAUGAGAAUCCUGAGUUUACAGGGGAGCAGUAUAUAUUGGCUAAAGGGCUGUAUCCCAGCAUUGAGGCAUGGGGGGGAAAAAACUGCAAAAUAUCUUCAGUUCAACCCAUUGUUAUGGAUAUUGUUGGAAGUGAAAGGGGUAAAGUCAAGGUCCAGUUAUUUUCAGAGCCUGAAUUCAAGGGUAACUGCCAAAUAUUUGAAAAAACCACAAGAUGUAUUGAUUCAUUUGCUGUGAAGUCUUCAAAAAUUUUAGAUGGCAGCUGCAUUGUGUAUGACCAGGAGGAAUUUGCUGGUAACCAGUAUGUGUUGGAAGAAGGGAUCUAUCCUGAUUUGACAGCAAUGGGUUGUUCACCCCAAACAGUUCUAAAAUCUUUACGGAUCAUAAAUAUUGAACUCUCUGAGCCCUGCAUAGCUCUUUUUGAAAAGAUGGGCUUCCAAGGAAAGAAAAUUGAAUGCAGUACAGAAAUCUUAAAUCUUCAGUUCCUGGGAUACAAUCCUCGAAUAGCUUCAGUUCAAGUCCUUGGCGGCAUAUGGAUAAUUUAUGAACACAGUAAUUACAGGGGACGUCAGAUGUUGUUAACACCAAAUGAAAUUCCAGACUGGUAUAAAGCCAGUGGCUUUUGUCAGAUAGGUUCUCUGAGACCUUUACUGCAGAAACGUGUGUACUUCAGGCUUCGAAACAAAGAAACAGGAAAAUUCAUGUCAGCUGAUGGAAACCUAGAUAAUCUGAAUCUUCUCAGAAUACAGGUUGCAGAAGAUACAGACUCAGAUGAUCAAAUCUGGGUUUAUCAGGAUGGAUUCAUAAAGUGUCGGAUGGCAGAGGAUUGCUGCUUGACAAUUGUUGGAAAUCUUAUAACUCCUGGCUCUAAACUUGGUCUGUCAUUUGAGCGGAAUGAAGACAAGCAAUAUUGGCAUAUUAGUCCUGAUGGCAGAAUUUAUAGCAAGAUGAAACCCAACCUGGUUUUAGAUAUCAAAGGAGGCACACAGUAUGAUUGUGACCAUGUUGUUGUCAACACAGUCAAUGAAGAAAAGUUAACGCAGUGUUGGGAGCCACUGGUUGUAUAA